This is a messenger RNA of Talaromyces marneffei, 750 nucleotides long. RefSeq lists its product as uncharacterized. The record is from RefSeq and is a predicted model, not a curated record. The coding region runs from base 1 to 750 and encodes 249 amino acids. Gene Ontology annotation, molecular function: peroxiredoxin activity. NCBI's taxonomy places the organism in Eukaryota, Fungi, Ascomycota, Eurotiomycetes, Eurotiales, Trichocomaceae. The transcript is spliced from 2 exons.
AUGAAGAGAUCAACUCUACGAUCAUCUCGACUACUCUACAAACAACUACUCACAUCUACGCCCAUCAACCAACGACGCAACAUGCGCAUCAACUACGCCCCCUCGACACCCCCAACCACAAACCCCGACGGGACCCCUCUCCCUGAGGCAGAACAAAAAGCCACCGCAGAAGUCUACGAGCGCGUGGCCGCCAGACGCAAGCCUCGUCCCUUGAUCCCGCUUGAUUUGGCCCUCCUCCAUAGUCCGCCAAUCGCGAAUGGCUACAAUUCCUUGUUGGGCGCUAUUCGCACUCAGGCUGUGAUGCCGCAGGAUAUUCUUGAAUUGUCGGUUUGUCGUGUAGCGAUUCUCAAUGGCGCGGUGUACGAAUGGAAUGCACAUGCGCCCCUCGCGUUGAAGGCCGGUGUUACCGCGGCCCAGUUGCAAGAAGUCAAGGGCCUACCCAUCUCAACAUUCACGCCGGAAGGGAAAAUAACCAAUAACGUGGCGAAGCCGGUGGGAAGUAGUCUGACGGACUUUCAGUGGGAGGUGGUGAUCUUCACGGAUGCCAUGACGAAGAACAUCAAGGUCGACGACGCGAUAUUUGCGGCGAUCAAAAGCCGAUUCAGCGAAAGGGAGGUGGUGGAGUUGACGGUUUGCAUCGGGGCGUAUAAUAUGGUCAGUCGGUUUUUGGUAACGUUGGACGUGGGCGAGAAUAACGACAAGAGCAUGAAGGAUCCGGUUCAUAUCGAGUCGGAGUUGAAUAAAAAGUAG